UUAAAGAAAAAGUGAUUUUAAAUAAGUUAAAUAGAUUAUAAUAAAAUAGUGAAAUAAUUAGUUAUGGGUACGCGUAAAAAAGGUGCAGAAUUUAUUAAACAUAUAACUGAGAUUAUUAAAAACUCAACGGGAUUUGAAAAACAUUUAGAAAAGGUCAUAAUUACCAGUGGUGGUGAGGGAAAAUGUACGGCUGAGUUCACAGUGAGCCGUGAACAUCUCAACCGUAUGGGUGGUUUGCAUGGUGGUUUCACCGCAACUCUUGUCGACAUGGUUACCACGUAUGCUCUCAUGUCGAAACCCUGUCAUCCAGGGGUGUCGGUUAGUAUAAGUGUCGAUUAUCUUAAGGCAGCCAAAGAAGGUGAUGAUGUGCUAAUUGAUGCGAAUCUCCUGAAGGCGGGUAAAAAACUAGCAUUUCUGGAGUGUAUAUUAAAACAUAAGAAGGAUAAUUCUAUAAUUGCCAAAGGUAGUCACACAAAAUAUGUUGAUUUCAAAUAGUUUCUAUAGCUAAUUACCAAAAAUGAGAAAUAAAUAAAACUGCUGUUAACGAAAUACACUUUUGUAAUCUUAUAUAUUUUUUUUUAUUUUAUUUUAAUUUUUUUUUAAUCAUUACAUUAGUUUUCUAUAAUUGUAUAUAUAGUACGUUAUAAUUUGUUUUGUUUUGUUGGUUUAAGUUUGGCCAUUCAUUGUGUCUGGUUUUUUAAUUGUGUUUUUCUUAGAAGAGUUAAAGAAUCUUAAAAUUAAUGUUAGUUUUUUUUUUUGUUUUUUGUUUAAUUGGUUUGAACUAAUUUAUUGUGCAUAAAAUUAAUAAAUCUCAGAAAUUUGUUGUGAAUCAGA
This is a messenger RNA of Calliphora vicina (urban bluebottle blowfly), 834 nucleotides long. Its product is annotated as acyl-coenzyme A thioesterase 13. The transcript is spliced from 2 exons. The record is from RefSeq and is a predicted model, not a curated record. NCBI's taxonomy places the organism in Eukaryota, Metazoa, Arthropoda, Insecta, Diptera, Calliphoridae. The coding region runs from base 64 to 495 and encodes 143 amino acids. Gene Ontology annotation, molecular function: fatty acyl-CoA hydrolase activity.